Sipha flava (yellow sugarcane aphid) is the source of this 1566-nucleotide messenger RNA. RefSeq names its product succinate--CoA ligase [GDP-forming] subunit beta, mitochondrial (gene ScsbetaG). The transcript has 10 exons. Bases 224 to 1489 code for a protein of 421 amino acids. The record is from RefSeq and is a predicted model, not a curated record. Gene Ontology annotation, biological process: succinyl-CoA metabolic process; tricarboxylic acid cycle. NCBI's taxonomy places the organism in Eukaryota, Metazoa, Arthropoda, Insecta, Hemiptera, Aphididae. Gene Ontology annotation, molecular function: succinate-CoA ligase (GDP-forming) activity; ATP binding. Gene Ontology annotation, cellular component: succinate-CoA ligase complex; mitochondrion.
CUUGGACCCGCUGAUAAGACGAAAAAAAUUAAAAAACCAACAGUUUUCUAUUACUAUUAUUAUUGUUGCACACGCUCGUGUUCCGUCUUCCGCGUUCGAUACGCGUCUUUUUUUUUUUUUUUUGCCGUACGUACCUGCGUUGGCACAAGCGAUCCUACACGCCGCCGACGUACACUGCAACUCUUUCGUAAGGCUGAUCAGUUAAUUGGAAAAGACUUAAAAUAUGUCUCGAUUCAUGAAACAUGUAAUAAAAAACAAAUUUCCUAAGACAUUUAUUCAAUUAAAGAAUAUUCAAGCUAGGCAGUUGAACUUGUUAGAAUGUCACAGCAAAGAUUUAUUAAGUCAACAUGGAGUUACAGUUCAAAAGUUUAAAAUCAUUGAAAAUGCUGAUGAAACAAAUAAUUUACUAAAAACUUUUAAUGUCGAUGAAUAUGUAUUAAAAGCUCAAGUAUUAGCUGGAGGUCGAGGAAAAGGUCAUUUUAGUAAUGGAUUCAAAGGUGGUGUUCAUGUCACAAAAGAGAGAUCAAAGAUUCAUGAUCUACUAAAGAAUAUGCUGGGCUUUAAAUUAAUCACUAAACAAACACCCAAAGAUGGAAUAUUAGUGAACAAGGUUAUGGUUGCAGAGUCUGUCAAUAUUAAAAGGGAAACUUAUUUCUGUAUUUUAAUGGAUAGAAAUGAAAAUGGUCCAGUACUCAUAGCAUCUCCAGCUGGAGGAAUGGACAUAGAAGAUGUUGCUGUUAAUUCGCCUGAAUUAAUUAAAAAAAUUCCGAUUGAUAUUUAUGAAGGUAUCUCUGAUGAAGUAGCUCUAGAUGUAGCUAAAUUUUUAAAUUUUGAUGGACCAUUAGCUAAUAUGGCUGCCAAUGAAAUAAAAAGAUUAUGGGAUUUCUUUUUGUCAGUUGAUGCAGUUCAAAUAGAAAUUAAUCCAUUAGUUGAAACCACUGAUAAUAAAGUUGUGUGUGUUGAUGCUAAAAUUCAAUUUGACGAUAACAGUCAGUUUAGACACCAACAAGUAUUUGAAUUGGACGAUACCAGUGAAUCAGAUCCCCGUGAAGUUAUGGCCAAUAAACAUAACUUAAAUUACAUUGGUAUGGAUGGUAAUAUUGGAUGCUUGGUGAAUGGUGCUGGUCUUGCGAUGGCUACUAUGGACAUAAUCAAAUUACGUGGAGGUGAGCCAGCAAACUUUUUAGAUGUUGGUGGAAAUGUAAAUGAAAAUCAAGUUUAUGAAGCUUUUAAACUGUUGACAUUGGAUUCAUCGGUGAAAGCAAUUUUGGUUAAUGUUUUUGGCGGCAUUGUAAACUGUGCAACAAUUUCUAAAGGCUUAAUAAAUGCUUCGAAGAAGUUGAAUUUAAAAAUACCCUUGGUCGUAAGGCUAGAAGGCACAAAUGUUUCUGCUGGUAAGAAGCUCUUGGAAGAAUCUGGCUUGCUUAUUCAAUUUGCUUCAGAUCUCGAUGAAGCGGCUAGAAAAGUUAUUUCAUCAGUAGAAAAAUAAGUCUUUAAAAACAUACUUUUUUAUAAAAAUAAAUUGUACACGAAAUUUUUCAAUUAUUGGAUUUUGUAUUUGGUUAU